AUGGGUUUCGGAAGUAGUGGAAGCUCGCGUUUCAGCCUACAAAACAUUCUGAAUCUCGUCCUUCGAUUUCUUCAGAUCGUGUUUGCGCUUGCAGUGGUGGGCCUCUAUGCGCAGGACCUGAACAAAGCCGAUAAGGUGGACAAGUAUAGCGACAGCAGAUGGGGUUUCGCAACUGCAGUAGCUGUGCUCAGCGCCAUCACGGCUCUCGUCUAUGCCAUCCUUCCCCUACUUAUGAGCUCUUUUACCACUGCAAUCCUCUUCGGCUGGGAUGCGAUCCUGUUCAUACUCUGGACUGCCGUAUUCGGUCUCUUCGGAUCAAUGUACAUCAAUGUGGAUCCUGGAUCUGAUGGUGGUAUUUCGAGGAUGAAGAACGCGGUUUGGAUAGAUUUGAUCAACAUGCUCCUUUGGUUCGUGAGCGCCAUAGUGGGUGGCAUCGGUUUUUGGAGGUGGAGAAAGGGCAGCCGCAGCUUGCAUACUGGAAGGGCAACGUUGUGA
Molecule: messenger RNA, 495 nt
Organism: Endocarpon pusillum Z07020
Lineage: Eukaryota; Fungi; Ascomycota; Eurotiomycetes; Verrucariales; Verrucariaceae
Exons: 2
Coding region: 1-495 (164 amino acids)
Cellular component (GO): membrane
Source: RefSeq, a predicted model, not a curated record